AUGUCGCGCAGCUGGAUGUUCCGUAAUGCUACGGUACUCUCCGUAGACGAGACCAUCGGCACCGUGCCCAACUGCGACGUGUACGUCGAGGACGGUGUCAUCAAGGAGGUUGGCCCCAAACUGGAACUGCCACCGUCAGGCAAGGCCGACGUGGAGGUCAUUGACGCGACCAACGCGAUCCUGUCGCCGGGCUUCGUCGACACGCACCACCACAUGUGGCAGACGCAGCUGCGGACCAUCACGGGCGACUUCACGCUGACCGACUACGUGGUCAAUAUUCGCAACCGCUACGGGUCGACCUACACGCCCGACGACGUGUUCCUGGGCAACCUGUGUGGCGCGCUCGAGUCGCUGGACAGCGGCAUCACCUGCGUGCUCGACCACUCGCACAUUAUGAACUCGCCCGCGCACUCGGACGCGGCAGUCGAGGGCCUCAAGGCGUCACGCAUCCGCGGAUGUUUCUGUUAUGGCCUGUACGUCAACCCGGCGCCAUCGGAUCCAGCGACCAGCAAGGGCACGCAGCGUGCCGAGCAGACGGCCGAGGAAGAAAAGGCCGAGGGCAAGUGGCGCUACAAUGACGCUGCCCGCCUGCGCAAAACGGCCUUUUCGCCCAGCAACGCGCACACGGACCUGCUGCGUUUCGGCUUUGCUCCGACCGAGGUCGAGCGCGCGCCGCUGGAGCAGUCCGUCGACGAGCUGCUGUACGGGCGGUCGCUGGGCGCGGCGCUCAUCACGGCGCACGUGGCGAUGGGCACGUACGACACGGGCAGCCACAUUGUGCGUGGGCUGGCGGAGCGCAACCUGCUGGGCCCGGACCUGGUCUUUAGCCACGGCACCUGCCUGGCACCCGACGAGAUCCAGGCCAUCAGCCAGGCCGGCUCCAGUAUCUCGUCGACGCCCGACACGGAGCUGCAGAUGGGCAUGGGCCGGCCCAUUGCCAUCGCCGCCGAGGCCCAGGGCUGCACCACCAGCCUCGGCGUCGACAUUGUGUCCAACAGCCCCGGCGACAUGUUUGUGCAGAUGCGUCUGCUGCUGCAGAGCCAGCGCUACGCCAACGACGGCGACCUGCCACCGGCACCCACCAAGAUGACGGUGACCUGCGCCGAGGUGCUGCGAAUCGCCACGCUGGGCGGCGCCAAGGCCAUGGGCGUGGGCGAGGUCACGGGCUCCAUCACCCCGGGCAAGAAAGCCGACCUGCUGCUGACCCGCUGCGACUCGCUGCGCAUGACCCCCGUGCACCAGCCCGAGGUCGCCCUCGUGCUGUACGCCAACUCGUCCGACAUUGACUCAGUCUUUGUCGACGGCGUGCGCGUCAAGAAGGACGGCAAAAUCUUGCCCGCCUCAGGCCGGGCCGAGCUGGACUGGCCGGUGCUGCGCGAGCGGCUGCGCGCCUCGGCGGCCGGCAUCAUGGAGCGGUCGAACCUUAUCCCGCUGCACGAGAAUGACAGUAAUGUACACGCAUACUAUAAACUCGGGGCAGUGAGCAAGUAG
Molecule: messenger RNA, 1491 nt
Organism: Sporothrix brasiliensis 5110
Lineage: Eukaryota; Fungi; Ascomycota; Sordariomycetes; Ophiostomatales; Ophiostomataceae
Exons: 1
Coding region: 1-1491 (496 amino acids)
Molecular function (GO): hydrolase activity, acting on carbon-nitrogen (but not peptide) bonds
Source: RefSeq, a predicted model, not a curated record